Rhopilema esculentum is the source of this 6653-nucleotide messenger RNA. Its product is annotated as kelch-like protein 5. NCBI's taxonomy places the organism in Eukaryota, Metazoa, Cnidaria, Scyphozoa, Rhizostomeae, Rhizostomatidae. The record is from RefSeq and is a predicted model, not a curated record. Gene Ontology annotation, molecular function: protein binding.
ACAAGCAUUUGAUGUUUCAUUGUUGCUGUAAAUUGCUCUUUGUUCCGCGUUUUAUUGUGGUCGCUGCUUUAUCAGUGUUGUUGAAAAUUCUUUCUGGUCGGCAUCAUAACAAAGAAGGAAUCGAAGAAGGGGACGUUUCCGCUCAAAUAUCAUUGUUUUCCGGCGAAAUUAUCGACGAACAUUGCAAACCCAACUUUUAUGACAGCUUUAACAAGAAUGGUCCUGCUGCCUUGAAGAGAUGGAUUGUGCGUCUGUGGAUAAAGUGAUCCAUCGCUCGGAAAUUCGGAUUAAAGAAUCUUUCAGGAAAAUGGCAGAGUUUCGGCAGCAAGGUCAGUUCACUGAUGUAGUUCUUGUUGCCGGAGAUAAAGAGAUCAAGGCACAUAAAAUCGUUAUAUGUUCCUUAUGUGACUAUUUCAGUGCCAUGUUCACAGGAGAGCUAGCAGAGACACGUCAAAAUGUUGUGACGAUAAAUAAUAUCGAACCAGAGGCGUUGGAAGCACUGAUAAAUUAUGCUUAUACUUCUGAGCUGGAAAUAAGAGUUGACAAUGUCGAGAGCCUUCUUGCAUCCUCGUCUAUACUUCAAAUAAAGGAUGUCAGGGACGCAUGUUGUGAAUUUAUGAAAAGUCAAUUGCACCCGUCCAAUUGCUUAGGUAUCAGAGCCUUUGCAGAUGCGCAUAGCUGCGAGCAAUUGUUCUCCAUUGCGGAUAAAUAUACUCAAGACCAUUUCUUGGAUGUUUGUAAAAACCAGGAAUUUUUUUUGCUAAAUAGUGGCCAGCUAUGUGAUAUUUUAGUAGGGGAAGACAUUAAUGUGACAAGCGAGGAGCAAAUAUUUUCCUGUGUUUUGAGCUGGAUAAAUCAUGAUUACGAGGCUAGAAAGUCUGCUAUCGGGGACAUUUUAAUGCACGUUCGUCUGCCUCUUUUAUCACCGAAAUUUCUAGUGGAUGAAGUGGCCCGAUUUCCCGCCAUUGCAGAGAACGCUUUUUGCAAAGACUUACUUUUGGAGGCCAUGAAAUACCACCUUGUCCCAGAGAAACGAGAGGAGCUUACAAACUUGAAAGCCAAGCCCAGGAAAGGGACUGUUGGUGUUCUUUAUGCCAUUGGUGGUAUGGAUUCUUUAAAAGGCGCUUCGUUAUGCAUUGAGGAGUACAACCCUCGUUCCAAUGUUUGGAAGCAAGUGGCUACCAUGGCAACCCGUCGCUUACAGUUUGGUGUUGCUGUUCUUGAUAAUAAACUAUACCUCACCGGUGGAAGGGACGGCCUUAAGACGCUGAAUAAUGUUGAAUGCUAUGACCCAAAGACAUGUGAAUGGACGACUCUUGCACCCAUGCUGACCCAUCGACAUGGAGUUGGUGUCGCUGUUUUGGGUGGUCCCAUUUAUGCAGUUGGUGGACAUGAUGGAUGGUCUUACCUCAAUACAGUUGAGAGAUAUGAUCCCCAAACUGGACAGUGGAAGUUUGUUGCCCCGACGAACACCCCCAGAAGUACAGUGGGUUGCGCUGUUUUAGAAGGGAAGCUGUACUCGGUGGGUGGUCGAGAUGGAUCAUCCUGUCUUAGCUCUGUCGAAGUAUACGACCCAUACACUGACAAGUGGUCCAUGGCUGCACCUAUGCUGAAGCGCCGAGGAGGAGUUGGUGUUGCCGUCUUAAAUGGCUAUCUCUACGCCCUUGGUGGGCAUGACACGCCAUGCAGUCAAGACAUCUCGAAGCAGUUCAGCUCAGUUGAAAGAUACGACCCUCUUGCAGAUCAGUGGUCACUUGUUGCAGCCAUGAGAAAUUGCCGAGAUGCUGUCGGACUCGCAGCGCUAGGAGAUCGUCUCUAUUCUGUAGGAGGCUACGAUGGCCUCAAGUACUUGUCUGCUGUGGAGGCCUAUGACGCCGAAACCGAUGUUUGGGAAAAAGUUGCCCCUCUCACCAUACCAAGGGCUGGAGCUUGUGUUGUUGCUGUGAAAUAAGCCAGUGCUUCUAUGAAAGCACCUCCUUGUAAGCCAUGUGUUUGCUGCGGCCUUGUUUCCAUCGUGUCUGUUAUACUUAUCCGCUGGUAUGACGUCAUUGGCACGAGGAAAGAGAAGCCAAAAUCGGAACAUUGGAUUCGACCCACGAGUAGUUCAGUAAAAGUGACAGAAUGCCUGAUAACUGAUCAUAUGCAGAUGUAUUCCUAAAUUUUUUAAAGAACAAAUGAUAAUGAAUAAAUUUGAAACCCAUUGUAAUUUAUUUUACUUAACUGUUUGUCCGGCAACCUGAUGUUGUCACUUGUGCAUAUGAUAACGUUUAGAUUAACCCUUGCAAGAAUGGGCAAUGCUUCAAUCAACUUGCUACGGUGGCCCACAGGUGCCACGGCAAAACUUUCUUUCUCACGGCAAAACUUACUUUCUUACGGCAAAACUUACUUUCUCACGGCAAAACUUUCUUUUUUCACGGCAAAACUUUAUUUCUCACGGCAAAACUUUACUUCUCACGGCAAAACUUUCUUUGAAUUUAAUUUAUUACUUAUAUUAAAUUUAUUUUGAAAAUUUUAUCUCGUGACAUUGGAUUCUCGUCGUCGUAUUGCUUUGUUCCUUUUGCUUUUCUAACAUAGGCGUAGUAGACAAGGGUCUGGGGAGAUAAGGGGGCUGUAGCGGCAACUGUAGUUUCUCAACACUGAAAAGUUUCCAAAAAAGCGAUAAUCAGGCAGAAAUCUACCAUGAUUCAGUCAGGCAAAAUUUUCAUAAACAAUGGAUGUUGUUUGUUGGGCAACCACUUCGAUUUUUUUCUCCCCUUAUAUUAUGCCCAUGCUUAUUAUUUCAUUUCUUUAUUCAUUGUUAUUACUAUUAUUCGAAAAAUUAAGUACCUAGCCAUCAACCCACCCUGUGAGUAAUACGAUAUGAUAUGAUAUUAAACACAAUACCCAAUUUAUAGGUUUUUUACAAGCCACAAUCGAGCGUGCCAAGUGCACGUACGUGAUUUUUUUGCACGAAUUUUAUGUGCAUGCCAAUUUUCAACGAAUUGAUCUUUUUCACUGCUUUCAAAACAAAGGAAUCAAAGACCUUGCAUGCGGUACUGUUUCGUUGAGAUAGGCAUAUAGGCCUAGCCUAGCCCAACCUAGAUAAAUUUUAGAACAUUUCUGGGCUGUCUUUCUGCAAGAAUUAUCAAGAGAAGAUGUAGGUAUUCGCAAAUUCUGCGAAGUUUAAAACGUCUAAAGCAUUGAUUAGAUCUAAGUAUCACGUACACAACAACACGUAAAGAAAGUUUUGCCGUGAGAAAGAAAGUUUUGCAGUGAGAAAGAAAGUUUUGCCGUGAGAAAGAAAGUUUUGCCGUGAGAAAGUAAGUUUUGCCGUGAGAAAGUAAGUUUUGCCGUGAGAAAGAAAGUUUUGCCGUGAAAAAGAAAGUUUUGCCGUGAAAAAGAAAGUUUUGCCGUGAGAAAGUAAGUUUUGCCGUGGCACCUGUGGGCCACCGUAACUUGCUAUUGGUUCCAUGAAAGCUUUCAAUUUAUUCUUAUCAUAAAGUGGAUAGUUCACCAUGAAAAUCAUUCACAGGACCACACGUUAUUUGAAUUAAAGGAUAUCAAUUUGUCUGGAAUUAGAUAUUUUCGACGAGAGAUUGAGGGGAGGAGGGUCUAAUCUCUUUUAAGUGAAUUUGUGGCUGGAGAUCUGAGAAAUUUCAAACAGAUUUGUGGAGUCAUAGGGUGAGUUGCGUAUUUAAAUAAAGAAUAGUAUUGCAAAGACAUGCCUGACAAGUGUUAAAGAUCGAAUAGUUGUUGUAGAUGGAAUAGUUUUGUUAUAUUGGCUUUGGCUAUCUAUAGUUUUGUUUACAGCCCAACCUUUCAUUGUAUUUGUAUUGUAUUGUAGAUUAUUUGAUGUUAGUUUUACAAUAGCGAAUAUACACUAUUUAAGACUAACAUGAAGCAAUUUCAAGGAUUGCAUAAGACAGUUCAUUUACUGCAAAACGAGCAUGCGCACUUGUUUUCAAGGAACCAAGUUUUGAUCAAAUUCUUAAAUUGUCGGGUAUUUUGUGCUGUCUUUAUUGAUUUCGGGAGUGAAUUCAAGAUUUUAGGCCCUUGAACACUUAAGGAUCUGAUACCAUUAUUUGUAGUUCUGGCUUUUGGAAUGUCAAAGGGAUUUUUGAGUCGAAGGUUAUGACCUGUUGUUUUGGGUACAAAAUAGUCUUUCGUGAAAACAGAAUUAAGGUUGUUAAGUGUUUAUAAACUUCGAGCGCUAGAAUUCUAACUGAUUGGACAUGUAUGGUAGUUUCUUUUGAGUUAGCAAGUAAAUCUUUGUACGACGAUGAAUAGUCCGAAUAGGCUAGUUUUCAGUUUAGGGUACGGGUGUGAGUCACUUAAAGCUUUUCUAUUUGACAUUUAUUCAUUCCGACGCAGUGCAAUAUGCACUUCAUCUCCCUACGGUUGCGAGUUUAUAAAUUUAAAGGCUUUGCUGAUAUUCUGCAAUGGCGCAGCGAUGGGGAAGCAAAAGUUCUCUUUGAAAAUUCUCUUUGAAGAAGGGUGUUUUCUGGCGUUCAAAAGGGUGUAGACCCCAAAUUCCUCCUUUGCCUCCUAAUCGGCUCGACUCGCCUUUGCCUCCUAAUCGUUCCACGCUGGCAACGCUACUGAUGUUCUGUACCGUACCUCUUUUAAAUUAUACAUCCAUUGACAGUCUGCCAACUACAGAGAGUAUGCUGGUCAGUUUUCCACAAACCUGUCUCUGUAGCAACUUACUGCCAACUGCGCAUGAACCGUAGUCCUAGGUUAGAUGAUCUCCUUGAUUUGCUAAGUCUAUGAGCUUACAAUAAGUUAGACAGGUGCAGCUGCGUAGGUUGGAAGUUUUAGAAAGCAGAGUUGAUCGAAGUGGUCCAAGCUUGGAGGGGAAUCCAUUGCUUUCCCAAGAAAAUAUUGUGACCACAUCCUUUGUAACGCAGUAAACCGUCCCUAUUUGUAACCCUUUUUCAAUUAAGGUAUACCAUUAUCUUUGCAUUAACACACUGCGGAUUUGCACUUUUCUCUCAUACCAAGUUUCUAGGGGUUGGUGGGGUGUUGUUGACUGUUUGUCUUAUAAUGAGAGCUGUCCAUUUAACGAAGAUCUGUUCAACAAUAGCUCUUUGCUGUAUAUUUUGAAAAAAACUUUCAUGUCCAGUUUGAACAAUUACGUAGAUUAAUGCUUAUUAUUAUUAUUAUUAUAUGUUGUUGUUGUUGUUAGUAUUUGCCUUACUAAGAUUUGUAUUUUAGGUUUAUAUUUAAUUUUUUAGAAAAAACGUUUUGGUGUAGAAGUCAUCACAUAAAUUAGUUUCAAACUUCAAAUUGAACACUUCGUGACCAUGAUAACAUUCAGAACCUUUGUAAGAAUUUUAGCUUAUUAGAUUCUCUAUUUAAAACUGAUGUGCUACCUAAACUUACAAUUAAUCAUUUGGUCUUUUUGUCUUAAAGGCACUUUGUCCCAUCAGACAACCGCUCAGAGGCGUUUAUGAUCGAGAAAAUAUUGAGAAUUAGCUGAUUGGAUACGUAACAAUAGGUCUAUUGUGUAGUCCAACCAAUGGGAAAUUUAAUUCACAAACUAGCAAGCUCCCUGUUAGACUUUGUUGAUUCUUUCUCGGGUUAGCCUGAUAUCUGUUUAAACUCGUACCCCUCAUUUCCAGCCACCCCGAAACAGAUCAAAUCAGCAAAUAUGGACGAAAUGGCUAAAAAGAUUGAAAUCAGGUAAAAAAUAGUCAAUAACAAAAUACCUGGUACAAUUCCAUUAAAAUGAAAUAAAAAAAUAAUCCUGCAUUGCUCUCGAAGUAAAACAGUUUUGGAUUUUCUUCGAGUCGAGCGAGAGGAUCUGACCUUAUAUGGAUCCAUGAAGUGAAAUUGAACAGGUCCAAGAAAAAUGCUUAUAAAGGGAAUUAAAAAUCACACGCUAGAUUCUCGUUUGAAGGGACCAGGGCCGUCGAGAGGCAAGCCUUGUUGGGGGGGGGAGGGGGUGUGGACUACCUGAUUAAAAAAUUUUUGCCUGAAAUUCUUUAUUUACUGUUACAAACCUCUGUAAUACAUUUUGUCAAUUUAACUCUGUAUGUAAUUAGCAACUAUUCAUUUUAUACGAUAAUAGCCGACUUUCCUAAUAGUUUUGUCAAAUCUCUAUAUUGGAAAGGGUAAAGGGUAUAGCUACCACCCGUACAAUUUCGUCGCGGUCUUGAAAAAUACCAUGUUGUCAGUUACUUUUAAAGCUAGGUGACAAGAAGCACUGGUUGUCAAUUUAGAUCCCUCUUUCUAUCUUAGCAUGCCUUUUGAAUGUUAGAAUAAAUCUGGAGCUGUUAGUGAAUUGCAGUUGAUGCUUCUACCGAGAAACUUUAGAGGAAAUGGACACAAGACACAAUUUUAUCUAAAGAGAGCCUGGAUUUUUAAAUUUAGUGCCAACAAGAAAUCUACAAAUCUUCAAAUCAUUAGUUUGUUUACCUUCAUUUAUAUCAAGGAAUAUCAGAUUUGACCAUACGGGCAACUACCUUUGCUUGAUCAUUUCCUGGCUUUAUGACAUAAAAGUCUCUGAAAUACCUAAAGCGUUUCUUCCACCGAGUGGAUUUUUCCUGAAAUUUCCUAUUGAGAUACUUUUGUGACACCCUCCUCCCCCCGAUCGCGACGCCCCUGGAAGGGGCUGCCAUGUUAAGUAUGUCGUUUACAGUUGACUGCUAGAAUAAUGUUUUAUACCCUAGUUU